AUGUCCGGAAGUAACCCCGAGAACCGAAGUAGCACCGGGCCACUUCGGAGGCCGCCAGAGCCUCCGGAACCCCGCGUGGCCGGGGCAGCCCCCGAGCCACGUCCCCGGGCCGGCCCCGCCCCCGGGCGCCGCGCCUGGAAAGGCUUCCGUCCUGCCCCUUCCGAGACCGCGCCCGGGCCUAGCCCUGGCCCACCCAGCCCCCAUCCCGCCCUGGGAGGGCCUCCCGCGCCAAGGGCCCCGGCUGCCCAAGGCUCCGCCCCUCCGGCCCAGCAAGCCUGGCCAACAGCACCUGGCGCUAGGCCGGCCCGGCCCAGCCCGGCCCCGCCCCCGGCGGCCGGGCCCGGCCAGCACACGCGCGCGCCCGGCUCCUCCCCCGGCGGCGAGGCGGCGGCACGAAAUCCCGCCCCGUUCGGCGCGCACCGGCGCGACGCUUGCUCGCUCCCUAUUCCCUCCCUCCUCCCGCACAGGGAGCUCCCCGCUCCGCCCCCCAUCUCCCUCCUCCGCCCCCCCGCGCGCGAGACACCCUCUCAUCCACACAUACACCCCGGCCGCCCCGCUCUACGGGAAGCAGAGGGGGCCAAUCCCCUCCCCCUGCAUACACACCCCUCGAGUCCCUUCCCCACCCCCACAUUUCCCCCCGGGCCGCACGGCGAGCGGAACCUUGCCCGCUCCUUCUCCCGGGCCCAGCGGGGUGUAAAGGGAGGCGGGCCGGGAAGAAGGGAGGGAAGGAGGGCGGGCUCCGCACUCUCGCCCGCCGGACGGCCAGCCCCUCGCCCUCACCUCAAAGCUGCCUCGGCCGUUCACAAGUCUGUCCCGUCUCGGGCAGCGAGAGCUCCCAGGCUGAGCGGCGGCGACGGCGGCGGUGGCAGUAGCGAGGGGGCGGGGAGGGGAGGGGAGGGGAGGCCGGAGCAGGGCUCUCGGCGCGGGGCCCGAGCGGACUGGCAGUCCCCCGGCGGGGGCUGGGGCGCUCACGGGCCCCGCUCCCCAGCCGCAGCCAGACCCGGGGAGGGAAACUCCGAGGGGGGAGGGGAAGGGGGGGGAAAAGACGAAGAAACCGUCUCCGCUGCCGCUACCGCCGCGGCCGCUUCUCUGUUACCCGGGAAAUCCCGCCCACUCUCCUUGCCCGCCCCGCUGAGGGGAGACCCAGUCCUGCCGCGUUACAGGCUCGGUCGACUGUUCAUCAGGUCCCCCACCAAUCAUUGCUCCUGGUCACCUAGGACCCGCCCCUCUACUCCCCCCUACACUGCAGGGGGAGCCACUUACCUUCCCCACACCCCUAUUGGCGGGGAGCUCCCCCAACUCAGACCCACCUAUUGGAGGCAGCCAGUGGACUCCCGCCCACUCGCCUCUAGGUCAUUGGAGAAAACUAGGAGAUUCUUUGCAACUUAUUGGAGGAAGGCACGAAGACCGCCCCAUUCCUACUAUCCCAUUGGAAGAUUCGCUCAGCUCCCACCCUGCUAGCUACCUCAUUGGGAGAAAUUGCUCUUCCCUCCCCCCUCAGAUCUUCUACCACCCCAGGAAGGUUAACGCAUGCAACCCACUGGAGAGACCACAGGGUCGCAGAUGCAACCAUUCUGGAGCGCAGUUUUCGACUAAAUGGACAUAAUAACCUGAUCUUGCAUCUUGACCGGAGGCAUGCAUUACGUUAGAUUUUGUCUCUUCCAUGACUUAUCUGACCCAGCUACCAAACCCCCACGUUCUGGGAGUGAAGUUAGUGAUUUUUUAAAAAUUGAAAUAUCCUGAACCCUAAACAGAACGACCACAAAAUCCUGGAAUCUUAACAUGAGUAGGAGAAAUCACUGAUCCUCAAAAGUUAAGUCAGCAACCAGGUGCUCAUGUCAAAUACAAAAGUCAAGCGGAGAUACGUCCACUGAAGUGACCAAUUUGAAGCAGAGGGGAAAAGGAAAGAGAUCUGGGCACAUCGAAAGGAAAUUGGAAAAACCACACAUUUUGGAGCCUAAUGCAGAGGAUUAUUUAUAGUGCUAAUCCACUUAACCUAUUGCAAAUAAAUGAGCAAAAUGAUUCCACAAAAA
Messenger RNA from Monodelphis domestica (gray short-tailed opossum), 2033 nucleotides. The record is from RefSeq and is a predicted model, not a curated record. NCBI's taxonomy places the organism in Eukaryota, Metazoa, Chordata, Mammalia, Didelphimorphia, Didelphidae.